AUGCUCGGCCUCACGCCCCUGGCCUGGCUGCUGGCCGGCCUGGCCCUGCUGGCCGCCGCGGCCACCACGCGCGCCGCCCUGCUGCCCACCCCGGCCAGCCUGGAAUACCACCUGCUGCGCAUCUUCCCCGAAGUCCUCUACCAGGACGUCUCCCUCCGGCGGAACAUCCACUUCUGCGACUUCUUCAACCAGGACACUCUGUCGCUCGGGGCGCCGGACGGCCUGGACGACUUGUCCUUCUACGAUUCGUACUACGUCCUGCGCAUGGCGCCGGACGACCGGGCCCCGGGGGAUGCCGCCCCCCCGGGCACCCGGCGCCCGGUGCACUUUGCCCAAGACCACAACAACAUCCCGGUCUGCAUCUCGAAGCUGGCCUUCCCCCUGGCGCCCAUGGCCUACUUCGACACUGUGUACAGCCCGGUCACCGGCCCCAUCCAGGAGGUCUUCUACUCCCUCAGCAGACAUUACACACACUAUUCGAAUGGGCACUUCGCCGUUAUGAGGGCAAUGUUCCCCCUGCUGCCGCCGGUCCCGGUCGCCACCUUUCCCAUGGGCCCAGACCAGCCCUUUACCAGCCUGCUGAGCAUCCACCUGACGACAUCCACCACGCUCAAGGUCAGCCUGCUGAACGGUGGGGAAACGAUGCCUCGGGAGACGUCUUGGCAGCUCGGGGACCUGUUGAAUAUCUCCAGCCUGGCCUCCGCGGACCUGGACAAUGACGGCCUGCCGGAGGCCCUGGUCGUCAGCAACAACUGCCGUGAAUGCACCGGCCCGAAUUUUCAUCACUGCACCGCCUGCCGACCGGGCUACUCCAUUUUGUAUGGCAAUUGCGUGGUAUACGAUCUCCCUCAGCCGAACAUUUGGCCGGGGCCCGGGUACGGCAUACCGAUUUUCUACUACCAAGCCUCGGAGAUGGCCACUUUCGACGGUCUCAGCCAGGUGACCCUGGCCAGCUUCUCCUCGACCUUCGACAAGCCCUUCCUCCUCAAUGACCUGCGAGCCUUUCAGCACCUUCGCCGGGUGGACUUCUCCCCGGCCACUGGCCACCACAUCGAGGGGCUCUUCAUCCGAAAUGACCAGCAUCGCUUCGUCCGGGCCCUGCCGGUCCCCGGGUCCGGACACUUCACCCUGCAGGCGGCCUCGGCCAGCUACGCCAUGGAAUUCGUCUUCCGCCGGCUGGACCAGUCGCUGGCCCUGUCCGUGGACAACAUGAGUGCGCAACUGCCCAUGGGCAGCCACCAAGCCGGCACCCCCUCCGGCACCGGUCUCAACUUCGACCUCUUUCUGAAAUACUACUACAUGCAGUCGUCUGUGGGCUUCGCCCGCCCGACCUUCGAUGGCAUGCUCGCCCUGCCGGCUGCCUUGUCCUCCAAUCAGCCGCUGGUCCCGGCCAACAUGUACCUGGCCUUCGGGGUCUGGCAUCCGGUGGACAAUCGCCGGGGCCAGGACCGCUGGCUGGUGGCCGCCAAGAGCACCUUCGACAGCCUCACCUGCUCGUACCACUGGACUGGCAUCGUGCCCGGCGGCCUCGAGUUCAGCUACCUCCUGCCGGACUUCCUGCCGGUGGACCUGCCGCCCGGGCUGACCAUGCCCUGCGCCCAGCCGCACUCCCUGCCGCAGGACCCGGCCGGCUGCGUGUCCAGCUGCCCGGACGGCACCGGGCCCAACCUGGCGGCCGGCCGGUGCGACCCCUGCGGCAAUGGGACCUGCCUCCGGUGCGAGACGUCGGCCCCCGGUGCCCACUGCACGGCCUGCCCCCCGGGGGAGACCUACGAAAGGGACUCGCGCACGUGCAGCCCGUGCAGGGACCACUGCCUGGAAUGCAUGAGCCUAGACAGCGGCGCCUGCCUGGUGUGCGAGCCCGGCUACCACCUGCACCAUGGCGACUGCCUGGCCGCCUGCCCGGAUGGCUUGUAUGCGCACAGCAUCCCGGCCGGGUCGCAGCCCGGCGGCCGGCCGGCCACGACCACCUGCCAGCCCUGCCACCCGAUGUGCGCCACGUGCACCGGGCCCAAGGCCAGCCAGUGCACCAGGUGCUUCGAUUACUCGGCCACCCUGACCCCCGGGGCCGAGCCGGCCUCCUGCGUCAACCCGGCCCUCGGGGCCGGCGCCUGCAGACCCCAGGCGCCGGGCUGCCAAAUGUGCCACACCGUCUUUUCGUGGUAUUGUCUGACCUGCCAGCCGGGCUUCCUCCUGACCUCAAACUGGAAGUGCCUCCCGCCGGACCAGUGUCCGCCCGGGACCUUCGCCAACCCGGACGCCGGCACGUGCUCCGCCUGCUCCAUGAACUGCUCUUCCUGCACGGCCGAGGCCCCGCACGUGUGCCUUGAGUGCGCUCCUACCGCCUCGGUCCACCUGGCUGGUGGGCUGUGCAUCGCCAGCUGCCCGGAGGACGGGCACUUCCAAUGGUCCAAUAAUGGCAGCCCCAUGUGCUCGGCCUGCUCCGAGGGGUGCAAGCUGUGCACGUCCGCCGACUGGUGCGACCUCUGCCAGGCCGGCUACAUCCCGUACCAGGGGGCCUGCCUGCCGGAGGGCGCCUGCCCGGCCGGGACCUUCGCCAAUGUCGGCACCUGCCGGGCAUGUAGCGACGCAUGCGCCACCUGCUUCGGCCCGGGGGCCGCCCACUGCACCGGCUGCCCGGCCGGCCGGGUCCUGUCCCUGGGCCACUACCCCGAGGCCGGCGGGUCGUCUUGCGCGCCCUGCCACCCUGGCUGCGAUGCCUGCACCGGGCCCGGUGAGGGCGACUGCUCCACCCCGUUGCCGGGUGACGGCAGCAGCAGCGGCGGCAGCGGUGGCAGCGGCGGCAGCGGCGGUAGCGGCGGUAGCAGCGGUAGCAGCAGCGGCAGCAGCGGCAGCAGCGGUAGCGGCGAUAGCAGCGGUAGCAGCAGCGGCAGCAGCGGCAGCAGCGGUAGCGGCGAUAGCAGCAGCGGCAGCAGCGGCAGCAGUGGCAACAGCAGCAGUCACAGCAGUGGCAGCAGCGGCAGCAGUGGCAACAGCAGCAGCAGUCACAGCAGUGGCAACAGCGGCAGCAGUAGUGGCAACAGCAGCAGUCACAGCAGUGGCAGCAGCGGCAGCAGUGGCAACAGCAGCAGCAGUCACAGCAGUGGCAACAGCGGCAGCAGUGGCAGCAGUGGCAGCAACAGCGGCAGCAGCGGCAGCAGCGGCAGUCACAGCAAUGGCAGCAGCGGCAGCAGCGGCAGCAGUGGCAGCAGUGGCAGUCACAGCAAUGGCAGCAGCGGCAGCAGUGGCAACAGCGGCAGCAGCGGCAGCAGCGGCAGCAAGCCCUCCUCCGGCCGGAACAAGACCGCCCUGGCCAUCGGCCUCGGGGUGGGCCUGUCCCUGUUGGUCAUCAUCGUCGUGGCCGCGGUGGCGGUGCUGUUCCUGCGGAAGGCCGCCUCCGGCCGCGGCGCUGACAAGCCCGCCAUCGGCUUCGACUCCGUGGAGAUGGACAUCAUCGACGCCUGA
This is a messenger RNA of Fonticula alba, 3465 nucleotides long. RefSeq lists its product as hypothetical. The coding region runs from base 1 to 3465 and encodes 1154 amino acids. The record is from RefSeq and is a predicted model, not a curated record. The transcript has 5 exons. Lineage: Eukaryota; Rotosphaerida; Fonticulaceae.